Molecule: messenger RNA, 210 nt
Organism: Danaus chrysippus (African queen)
Lineage: Eukaryota; Metazoa; Arthropoda; Insecta; Lepidoptera; Nymphalidae
Source: the annotation of a GenBank genome assembly
AUGAGUCAUAACAUCCUCUUGGAAGGUAUGUGUAAAUCCUCGUGUCAGGUUCCAUUUGAGCUGAGAUCGUGGGCUGGCAUCGAUCCCGCUGCCGGCGCCGGCUUGGCCCGCCACCUAGUCGCCGACGCACCCUCGGGGAUGACCCCAAUACCAGAUUCCUUUAUUACGUUGGCGCUCUCCACAAUAGACAGAUACGACAUAUACAUUUGA